GCCUAAAAAUCAAGCUAGGGCAGAGAGGUGUGGGGGUGGAGCUGCCCCACUUGCCCCACACCCACUUACCCUUGCAGCCAGGCCUCCCGUGCCCUGACACCUGCCUCACGAGCCCAUUUUUUCUGUGGCUACUCGCAUGCAUCACCCCCAACCUCCAUUUCACCGUCAGAGGCCUUCAGGAAAGGCCUCUACAGCAAAAAACUGAGCUAUGGUUCAUAGCUGAAUCCAUAGCUUGGUCCUUGGCUGUAGAGGCCUUUCCAGAAGCUUCUGAUGGUGAAAUGGAGGCCAGGGGCAACGUGCGCAAGUGGUGGCGAGUGGCUGCAGAAAAAGUGGGCCGGCUGGGUGGGGAUGUUUGUGCUGCUGCGAGGUGAGACUGUGGAAAAGACAUCCCCCCCCCCAAAUAAGACCUUGUGCCUCUUUUGGAAGCAAAAAAAAAAAAAAAAUUAUGAGACCAUGUCUUAUUUUUGGAGAAACAUGGUAGCUCUGUUGGACCUGUCACAACUUAAACCUCCAAAUAGAAUCGUUCCUUGCUUCCAUUUGUUGAUAAAGAUAUAGUUUAUUAGAGAUCAAGUGCACUGCAAUAUUGCAAAAUCAGGACUGAGAAUCGUGUGCCAAAAUCCCUAAGUUCUAUUUUCCCCUCCCUUAACUAAUUCUCAUUGCACAUCCCAGGGUAACCAGUCAGGUUCAGGCAAGAUAUUUUCAUAAUGGUCACUCCCAGCACAGUUUGGUAUGUGGCUCCCUGCUUCUUCCAGCUGGGUGACCUUGAGGCAACCUUUCGAGGAGAUACAGCACUUACUUUCAUUUUCCCAAGCAUUAGCCCCUUCAUUCCCCCUACCCACAGUUCAUGGCUGUCUGUCACCACAUAGCAGCAAAGCAGAAGCAAUCAUAAGGUGGCAGCUGACAAGCUCCAUUCCCCCUUUCACACAAUUAAUUGCAUGAAAUAGAGUGUCCAAAUAUUGCUAAUGCUUGGCCAGAUUUGCUGUAGUCAGGAUAAGCCAACAUAUACGGGGUACAUUUUACUCUAGACUGCAUCCUACAAAUGGUCUCUAACUUGACAGCAUGUACAAUGGCUUCAUUCUUAGCUGGCCUUUGGAUGUAAUAAAGUGUUUUAUUUGACUUGAGUGUCCAUAUUUUUAAUUCAUUUACUGGUGGUAUGCCUCACUUUUCCUCCGAGAGAUACACAAUACUUUCUCCUCCAUUUCCCCCUAGAAUAACUAUGAGAUAGGAUCUUUGUGCACCUUGCCUCAAUCUCCUCAACCUGUGACCUUGAAAAGAAGAACCUGAAAGGAAGCUAUCCACAGGAUCAUGAGAUCCAUUAAGUGGAAUUCCCCUCCAGAUUUUGCCACUGUAACUAGCAGUGUCAGGAAUAAAUUGCUGAGCGAGCAGGGCAGGCUGGCCCAUUAUUGAAACAGUGACGUGAAUGCUCCUGGAGCCAGACCCAGUGUGGGGUGAGGGUUCCCCCUUCAAUCAUCUCCUGGUUCCCAGAGGGCGAAACUGGUUUAUAAUGAAAGUUCCCCAGCUGUGGGUCACCUCAGAACUGAAGCACUGCAGAGGAAGGAGUUGGUUUAACCCUGAAGCUCCUUUACUUAUGAAUCAUUUGCCGUUCCUGCCUCCAAGACUGGAUUCUGUUGACAUGCAGUCUUCUAGAAUUCCAGGCCGAAAAAGAGGAAGACCCCCACUCCAUUCCAGCCCUAUGAAAAUGGCAGUUCAUAAUCUUUACUCUUCACCUCCUGGAUCUUUGCCGGUUGUGAAGAUCCCAAAGAAGCGAGGGAGAAAACCUGGGUAUAAGCUGAAAUCUCGUGUUCUAAUGACUCCUUUAGCAAUCUCCCCACCAAGAAGCACCCCAGAACCUGAUAUUAGUUCAAUCCCCCAGGAUGCGGCUACAAUUCCCAACUCAGCAGCACCACAAGCCCUCACAGUCUGCCUUUAUGUCAACAAGCAAGCGAAUGUGGGGCCGUACCUUGAGCGAAAGAGAGUGCAGCAACUCCCAGAUCACUUUGGACCUGAACGACCUUCCACGGUGUUACAGCAGGCAGUUCAGGCAUGCAUUGAUUGUGCCCACCAGCAAAAGACUGUCUUCUCUCUUGUCAAGCAGGGCUAUGGCGCUGAAAUGGUGUCAGUUUCUGCCUCUUUUGAAGGAAAACAACACCUCUUGAGUCUCCCGGUUGUGAACAGUAUUGGUUAUGUUUUGCGAUUCCUCAAAAAGCUUUGCCGUAACUUAUUAUGCGACAAUCUUUUCAGCAACCAGCCUUUUCCACAAUAUAACACUUCUGAAAACCCAGAAGAAUAUGAAAAUGGACGGAUGGAAUCAGCAGAAACAAUUAUACCUGAAGAUUAUCUGGUUGAACCCCUGGCUACAAAACACUACAGCAUUGAUCCCUCUGAUUCAGCAUUUAAUUGCGUGGGAUCUUUGUACUCUAUGAGACAAAAUUCUGGAGAGGGACGGCACGGUGGAGGAUCGUCUUCCUCCUGCAGUCAUCGUUCUGCUCAAGUGGCUUCUGGAGGACCAUCAACCGCUACUCUGAGGCAUCAAACAUCCAGCCCAACCAGAAACGGAACCAUUCUGGAAGGAAACAGAAAUGCCUCCAGUCCAUCUCCAGACAGACAGGAUGCAACAAGACCCACAAGCAAAAAUCCUUUGACCUGGACUGUUGAUGAUGUGGUAUGGUUUGUUAAAGAUGCGGAUCCUCAUGCGUUAGGACCCCACGUGGAACUCUUCAGGAAACAUGAGAUUGAUGGCAAUGCUCUCUUGCUACUGAAAAGCGACAUGAUCAUGAAAUAUUUGGGUCUGAAGCUGGGACCAGCACUCAAACUCUGUUAUCACAUCGAUAAAUUGAAACAAGCCAAGUUCUGAUGCUUUUUUAAAAGACCAAACAAUCCCAAUAUAAAUCAAGGAAGUAGAUAAAAGGUAACAAGUUGCCUUAUGGAAAGAUAAUCCAUUUUCAAGCUGCUUCUCCUCUCUUUUGUACUGAGAACUUGGCCUUUAUAAAAGCGUUCAUCUUCACCAUUUUAAUUCAAUGAAGGGGGGAGGGGUGAUGUGUUUUUGCUGAUUUGUGUUAAUACUUUUCCAAAAAAAGUAUGCAAUUAUAAUUAUUUUGUAUUAUUCAUAUUGUUGUUAAUAUUAUUAAGUCCUAUUUUUGUAAUCAUAAAAGAAAAAAACGUACGCCAAAAGAUCUUCCCUACUUUUUAGAAAAGAAGAAAUUAGAAAAGCUUUAGGAAAUCUUCUUCUGAGCUGCUUCGCAUCAGUCUGGCCGUUGUGUUUGACCAAGUCAGGUGAUUUGCCUUAUGAAUUUGCAGUCAAAAUCAGAGCACUCUCCUAUCACCUCAGAGUGGUUUUCAACUGAAAUCAAUGAAUGCAUUUAGCUGCCAAUCAUCAAUUGUUGUCUAGCAACAUUCAUGCAUCUGCGAACAAACUCGUAAACUAAUUCUUUUGUGUAGCCACACAUGCAUUCCUUUAACAGGAGACCCCAUCUUUAUAUUGCCCAGUGACCUCGGAGGAUCACAGAAUAUUCUGGGAAUACAAAGAUAAAAAUUGUGCAUUUAUUUGGCAAUACACUGUGAAUUUAAUCAUGUUUACAUGGCAUUCAGUCUGUCAACCUACUGAACAGUUACUGAAUGCUGUUCCCCAGGUUCUUCCUUGCUACCCUGAGUCAUAUGCUUUCCAACAUAAUCAUCAGCAUGAAGGUUUCUUUCAUGUGAUUUUGGAUAUCUAGAAGCAUAUUGGCAACAGACCAUUUUAUAACAUGAUAAGUGUACAACAGUCCUCCAGUUGAAAAUAAUGAGGAAAUGUCCCUUCUGCAGUCUUCACCCAAAGUCUAGGAAGUAAUGUAGAAACUCACAAUUGCUCAGCAUUUGACUUUUAACUCCUGGCUGCAUAGGUUCUAGAUGAAAGGUCAUGCCAAAUAUUCAUAGUUCAUAGAACUGCUCCCUACGCUUUGAAAAUGUUAUGUGACAAAUGUUAACGUCACUGUAACGGAAAUCACAGGUGCUGAUUUGCUUAGUCAUUCUUUGGUGGUUAGCUGGCUAGCAGCUAGUCAUUCUUUGGGUUGUUACCAAGCUUUCCACUUCACCAAAGCUGCCCUGAAUGUACAGAGAAACACUGCCAGGAGCAAGAGGUUACAUAUCUCACAAAGCUUUGAAGUGAAUAAUAUCUGUCUGCUCCAAGCUUGAAGUAACUCAAAGGAUGUAUAUUCUUUGCAACUCGUAAUAGAAAAAAUGCUUAUUGCUGACCAGUGACUGCUUAGCAGUCAAAUUUGCGAAGUGUAAUCCCCUCUUACUAAAGGUCCACUCUGAGCCACAUUUUGUACCUAACUUUGAUAUGAUUUGGUUAACUAAAAUAAUACACUGCAGUUACUUAUUUGAUAUAUGCACAGUGAUCAUUGGUUGAUUAGAUAAGUGCCAGGAAACCUACAAAUUUGCACCCAGUUAACUGAACGUAUUAUGUCAUACUAUGAUAUUAUGGAAAAUCUGUCCCAUGGUUUGCACUAUUUUGAAAACCUGAAUUAUUUCAGUAGGAGCAGGAAUAUUUCUCUCUCUUAUCUGAAGUAUCCUGUUUUGUCACUAGAGGAUUUGAUGUUAAUCAACUCCAGUCUUGAGCUGUGAUAGCAUCAUUACACUCUAAAGAGCAACUUUCCCUUGAGUGAUAUCUCACCUUUAAUCAAAUACUGCAUGGGCUUAUAGCUUCCUCUCUAAUCAAACCUUCCUGUUGCAGAUGGUACUUCUACUCUUCAUAUGUGAAAGACAGUUUGUGGAUUGAUACGAGAACAACAAGUGAGAGUCCUAUCGUCAAGAGUUUUGGUUAGGAAGCUUACAUACCAAACAAACAGAUUAACCAGUAAUUUUCCUUCCUGAUCUGGUUCUAUUCUGCAAAUAUUUUAUUGUGUAUUUGGAGGGGGGAGGAAACCCGCACAGAUAAUGUGUCAGGAAGAAGGGUAAAAUAAUUAAAAGCUGCAUUGUAGACUCACAAGGAUGUUCACUCUGGAAGAAACAUAAGUUAGCAUUAAUUUUGUCUUGUGGCUGAAGUUACAAAAAUUGCAUUAAUCAUCAAUAGAUGUGUUAUCCUAUACAGUUGUACUACAUAUCUGCCAUUAUUCCAUCUACAUGCUACAUCUGAUCAGCUGUGGGAGAAGGGGAGAACAAGAUCUUUGUGAUAAAUUGUGAUAAAUUGGAAAAAUUGAAUAUAAUCUUGUUUUUCUUGAUUUUAAACUUGUGUGUAAGUACAUCUCAGAGAAAAAAGAUAGUGUUUUGCCCUAAUCAUGGAAAUGUAUCCCAGAUUCUUUACAUUACGUAUAUUCUAACUUCUUUGUUUAGAUUAACAUAAUCUCAGAUACCCUGGAAAUAUUCAGAGCAUUGGUGUCCAAAAAUAGAACAGAUACAUAUAUUCUUAUUGUUAUUAACUCACAUCUUGUUGCUGCAAGGCAUGGACCUUUCUACAUCCAUCAGAUGUUUUACAGAGAGGGAAAGAGGGCACUUGGAACUUGUCACAUGCACAAUGUCAGCAUAUCCACAACUGCUAUUCCUUGGAGGUCCAUAACUUGGCAUCCUGUUAGCAUAAUUGCAGGAUGGGUCCCACAGGAGAUUCACACAUGCAAACGAGCAGUUGUCUUUCAGAACAGUCUUAUUAUGUGCAGAUCACCUUCUCAUUAGACUAGAGGUAUAUAUAUAUCUAUAUAUCUUGAUCUCUAGGGUUUUAAACUAUUUUUGUAAGCACAUUUAAAUCAGGUCAAGUCCUCCGAGGUUUGGUCAAUUAAACUGAAAUACAUAUAUGAAUAAACUUAACAGAAGAAGUAAGUGCUUAAGUUCGGUCUAUGGCACUGUGAGUCUGAAGUGGCAGAGAGGAUCAAUUCCUUUAACUUGAAAAUUUGUGAACACACGAACAAGAUAUUUGUACAGUUGUACAGUUAAGCACAAUCCUUGCUUUUUAAGACAGAGGUGUUCUGUUUCAUCUGAGUGUAUAUAGAGUUGAAUAUAAUUGUACUGUUGAAUUCUGCAAAUCCCAUGACAAUCUUGUCUCAUUCUUACUCCUCACUGGGGACCUGGUUUCUCCUUUAAGUGCAAUUUUUUGUUCUGUUUCAUUGAAAUAACCAUAUGUAAAUAUUGUUCCUCUUCAGCAAGCAUUCAAUUUUCAUUAAGAUGUCUCCCAUUUUGAUGAAUCCUUGUAAUUUUUUAUAUUAACCAAGAUCUCCACCUCAUUAUGUCAGCUUAUUCUACAUUAAAAGGCUGUAUCGGUUCCUCGGAA
Crotalus tigris (Tiger rattlesnake) is the source of this 6238-nucleotide messenger RNA. RefSeq names its product Scm polycomb group protein like 4 (gene SCML4). The coding region runs from base 1421 to 2854 and encodes 477 amino acids. Lineage: Eukaryota; Metazoa; Chordata; Lepidosauria; Squamata; Viperidae. The transcript is spliced from 9 exons. The record is from RefSeq and is a predicted model, not a curated record. Gene Ontology annotation, molecular function: protein binding.